CAAUGCUUUUUUGUUGAGUAAAUCCCUCCUUUUUUUCUCUGGUUCCGCUUCUUUGACCUUUGACUGAAGGAAGAAUCUCCAUCACCCCUUUCCCGCUUUUACUCCCUCCACAUACCUCCUCUCCACAUCCCCCUAUAUAUACCCUUUCCCUCCUCCCUACCCAACCCUAAAUCCACAAAAUUUCUCUCUUAAACUCUCAUGGCGGACAAGAAUUCUCUUAUUUCUUCCUCCGGCGACCGGCGCCAACCAACCCGACUGCAACGGCGAGCUCCGACGUCAAUAAAAGUUGAUCGGGUAACCGAUUGGAAUAUUGCGAUACCGCUUUUAUCGCCGUUGAUUACUUCUCCGACGGAUUCCGAAUCGGAUAACUUGAAGGCAGCGAUAAAUGCUUUUUCCGGAUCCGUCGGUGAGGUGAGGAAAGAACAGCCGGACAAGCCGGGGAUGGUGUUUAAAAAGUGGCAGCAUCCGGCGGCGCCGUUUUGUUACGAGCCGGCUCCGAUGGUGCCUUUCGUGGUAUGUGCAGGAAACGCUGAUGGGAAAGUUUUCUAGUUUGUGAUUUUGAAAAUUGUAAGGGCGGGCAUAUGUAAAUGUAGUUCUAGAAUUCUAAACAUUUUGUUAAUAAGUGUUUUAGACUUUUUUUCAUGAACAAUCUGUACAAUUAACAAGUUUUGGUUACUAAUCACAAAAGGAUAUCCAUUCAGCAAGCUA
Messenger RNA from Capsicum annuum, 708 nucleotides. RefSeq lists its product as uncharacterized. Lineage: Eukaryota; Viridiplantae; Streptophyta; Magnoliopsida; Solanales; Solanaceae. The record is from RefSeq and is a predicted model, not a curated record. Bases 199 to 549 code for a protein of 116 amino acids. The transcript has a single exon. Gene Ontology annotation, cellular component: nucleus; cytoplasm.